UCUACGGAGCAGGAGCGAAACGGAAAAUCCGUCUUCGGCAAUAAGCAUCAAGAUCAGUCCCGGUGCCAAUCUGGAGCUGUUUAUACGGACACAUUUGGCACGGCGAUCUUUUAUGCAAAAGUAACCGUUUUAGAGGCAGAUCGAGCGGAAACGAGAUGUUUUUGUAUAAGGGUUAGAAGUGGAACUUGGGUAGGCGAAGUCUUGGGCGUAUCUCCACUUUUGUUCAUAUAUUGUCGAAGUGGAAAACAGCCGAGGCUGAGCGCAUCUGAUCUUCCCCGAGCGCUCGGUGCUGAUGAGGGCUCUGUCGGCGUGAUCCGUGCGCGAUGGCCGCUUCGAGCGGACAGAAGAGUGAGAAGUUAGAUGAAGCUCAGGCUCUAGCGAGGAGUUGCGCAGGGCGACCGGACUUUCUGCCCUGUGAUGGACUAUCCAUCUGCGCCACACACAGCCACGGGAAGUGUUUCAAGCUGCACUGGUGCUGUCAUCUGGGCUGGUGCCACUGUAAAUAUGUCUACCAACCCAUGACCAGUGUAUGCCAACUUCCCAGCACGUCGGUUCCAUUUGCCCCCUCAGGUCACACCCACACCAUGAACCUGUCCAUCUCCCUGGCUGAGCGCUUUCUCAGGACGGCCCCCAAAUUCCAGGCUCCACCCUGCCCAGAGUCGCCCAAGUUCUGCGUCAUCUCUGAGCUCUUUGUGGAUGAUUACAUGGUCAAACGUAUCAAUGGUAAGAUGUGUUAUGUGCAAAGGCCGCCUCCCUCUACACCAAAUCCCACACACCAAUCCCAAACGCUGGCACCUCAACCUGCACCCCAACGUACCAACAAGCACACAAGGCAAGCGGGCCCAACAAUUAAACACGGCCAACCAAACGAGAAGAUCUCAGGCCCUAAAAUGGACCACUGCUCCUCUCCCUCCAGCUCAGAAGACUCUGGAAUCAAUGCAUUGGGUCUGCACUACAUGGAAUCAUGCGAUGAGGACUCCUGCGUGGAUGAUGACGACGAUGAAGAAGAGGAUGAUGAGUUGAGUACCGAUGGGGACUCCAGUCCUGGUAGCCUCUGGGACCAGGAUGAGUGCACUUUACUGUCACCGUCCAAAUCAAUGGUUGAGAUCAUUGAGAAGAUCGAGACUACGGUUUGACGUGCCUGUCGGUUAAUACCACAGUUGGAAUUUCUCAGUCUCGGAAACACUUCCCUACACUAUUCUAUUUGCAGGUGCAUGAGUUCAAUGAGCCAGUGCAAGCACACGCUCCCUGUUAUGGCAGUGCCAUCCGAGGUUGUCCCAGAAGAGCCCUCGAGAGAUGAGUCAUGGCAACUUCUCUCCUGUACUUACUACAACUCUCAUUUUCCCUGUAGUCCCUUACGCAUGGUGAGGCUAAUGUAGGUUACACGCAAGUAAAAGUGCACAGACAAACACGUAUCGUGAGAACUUUGACCAAAUGGGACUCGAUACUCGAUAAUAGAAUAUUUCAUGGAUGAACAGAUGAAAGUCAAACUCAAAAAUAUGAGGCUAUGUCUCUCCUUAGAGGGUUCAGACACAAUCUGUCCAAUGCAUAGAAACGGAAGAGGGGAUGGCUGAUGCAAUAUGCAGAGAUCUAGACUAAGGCGGUCUCUGUGUGUGUUAGGAGGAUGGAGAGUGCUACAAAGAUAGAAUGAGAAAGAGUGAGGGAGAGAGAGUCUUUCAACGUCCUGUUAGCAGAAUCAGUCAGAACAGUGGCUAAAUCAUGCAUGAGCUCAGAGGACGGUAAUGAAACUUUGCGAUGAAAAGAGAUCGAGGCUCGUGCUUGAGGGAAUGCCCCUUUUCUCAAACUCUCUCACACGCUGAGAUUCCCUAGAGGCACAGCCAAGGGUACAUUACCAGACGUUUCUCGUCUGGCACCAGACUGUGGGGCGGACCAAUCCUCCCAUCGUCACAGUCCUUAAAGUUUGUGUCUUCUUUAGCAGUGGAAAACAACUUUUGACAAUCAGUUAGGUUGCAGAAGAGUGAUAAGGGAAAAAAAUUGCAUUGCUCUUCCCCCAAGAAUCCCAUUGUGGUCUAUGCUCCAUUUUGUCAAGCCACUUUAAACUAUGUGGUGUAUCAUUGACAAAGCCAGAGGAUUGCUUAGGGGCCGUUCACACAAGAUGAGUUUUUGUGUGUCCUGUUUUUUAAUUGUUGGUCUACAUAAUUAUGCUAGACAGAUGCUAUCGUUCCCUGAUGUUUUUCUCACAGCUGCAUUUUUAAGAGUUCACCCAAGCAUUACAAUUCUGUCAUAAUUUACUCACUGUCAUGUCAUCACAAACCUGUAUGACUUUCUUCUGUGAACGAUUUUGAGAAAUGUUAUUUGUAUGUGUUGUAAAUGGAAUUUGGAAGAUGCUUUUUGCAAAACAAUUUACAUUGAAUUGGAGGUAUACAUGCAGGUAACCAUUUUAUCAAACCCAUAACCUUGAUGUUGCUGGUAGCAUGCCUGAGCUACAGGAAUGCUAUAAACCAGCUUUCAGGUCAUUUCUGCUGGCCCUGUCUAGCUGUAUUUAACGCAAGAACGCAUCCUGUGUGAAGGGCCCCUUAGUGUCACUUUGAGAUUUUUGAGAUCUUCACUGGCUGCAACAGUUUCCGUUUUUUUAAGGGUUUAAGAACAUGGCCUAUUCAGACUUGCCAGAACAUCUCUGGGCCUAAUUUUUCCAUUGCAUUCAAACUUAUCUUAUUAUAUUAAGACCACAACUAUGUUACCUCCAAAUACACAAGCACAGUUAUAGACUGUCCCAAAAUGUAAAAAAGAACCAGCAUGUCAAGCAGUGCUUCUUUGCCUUGGUUUAAGCACAUGAAACCGUUGCUAUCACUGCUGAGGUGGAAUACAGUCCUAAAUGAAAUAUCAGUCACACAGGGAAUUCACACAUAAAUGUCUUGCAGUACAUUUUUAAAGGGAUUACAACUUAACCAAAAAAAUGGAAAGUUAUGACAAUAAAUUUGCUAAUUAGGGGACUAUGAGCUGAGACUGCCAAGGAUGUACUGACUGGAUGAAAACCUAGUGAACCCUUUUAAUGAUCCAACCUUGUUUAUUUCAAGUAUUGGCUCAAAGAUGUUAUACUAGCUUGCUGUUUGCCAAACCCAUGUAAUAUAUAAGCACAUAUGUAACUUCACUGCCUGAACAAAAAUAUUAAUUUUGGAGUUCCUCUGAUCACGGAAGGACUAUGAUCCAUAGAUGGUGCAGGUGUGAUUCUCUCCUUGUUACUGAAUGAAUGAAUAUAACUAUCCCUGUCUCUGCAGUUUUCAUAUCAGGGACUGAUACUGUAGCUACAAAUAUAUACUGUAGACACACAAAUGUUUAUCAAAUAUUAAAAUAUACCCUUUUUCUUUUCUUUUUUUUUCUUAUAUCAACUAUUGUUAACUCACCUCUUAUUUUUUUCUUAUAAAGAAAUUUAGAAAAUAAGAAAUGUUUCUGUCUUUCAUUCUGAAAAUAUACUUGUGCAUUUUGGUUGCUUCCAAACUUUACCAUUAAGUGUUAAUAUAUUUUCACAGAAACAUUCCUCAAUGGAUCUUCAACUGUUAAAGGCUAACUACGUUGGCCUUUUAAUCCUUGAUAAUCCUAGAGAACUUCCAGUUCAAUUUAUCACCUUCAUUAUCAGAAGAGAGGAUAUUUUGGAAUCAUAGAGGAACAGUUAGCAGAGAAACCCGUUUGAAGCCAUCGAAGCAGUGAGACCUUACGCCUUCUUGGAAAACAGAUGGGUGCUAACAGGAAGAGGCUCCAUGGAAUACAAGCCUGAACCAAUGAAAUAACUUGCGUCUCUCUUAAAGCUAAUUAAUUUACAUCCAGAACAACAUAUAUCAAUGCUUCUAAUUAAAGGAAUAGUUCACCCAAAAAUGAAAAUGUACAGAAAAUGUUCUCACCUUCAGGCCAUCCAAGACGCGUUUCUUCGUCUGAACAGAUGUUGAAAAAUUUAGCAUUAUAUUAUUUGCUCACCAGUGGAUCGGCUGCAGUGAAUGGGUGCCAUCAGAAGACGCAGAUACUUGUAUCAUAUAUCCGAUAUCAGCAGAUGUGGCAUUGAUUGACAGGGAGGAAAGACAGCACAGAAAGCUCCUCGCACAAAGUUACCUGCUAGGCCACAGUUUAUUUGCAAUUGAGAGUGGAAUGUAGAGCCGGCACAAUCCUUUAAAUGAGCACCAGUGAAGUGAAAUGCCUGUCAUCUCAGCUACAAACUGUGAAUAAAAAUAAAAAUAAAAAUGCGAUACUACAGAUUUAAACUAAUAAAUUAUUUUAAAUAAAUUAUUUGCAAUUAUAAGAAAUAAACUCUUAGGCUUAGAAAAUAGGCUUCCAUAAUUUCUUGUACUACAUGUGCAUUUGUAUUGUAUUCCCAUUCCUUAAAACAUACACAUUUUCGGUUCCGUUUUUUGGGGCAGUGGCUGAUGCCCUGAGACACAGUGGGACCACAAUCCAUCCUUGGACAUGGAUCAUUCCAAUUAUACUCUCUAAAGUGCAUUUAAGUAUAGACAACUUUGUUUACAUCAUGAUAAUUAUAAAUUGAGUGUCGACAUACACAAUCAUUUAAAAGUCUUGGGUUGGUAAGAUUUUUUUAAAAUGUUUUGAAAGAAGUCUCAUCUGCUCAUGCAUUUAUUUGAUCAAAAUACAGUAAAAACAGUAAUUUAUUAAGUAUUAUUACAUUUUAAAACGGUUUUCUAUGUGAAUAUAUAGUUUUUGUUAUCAUUGUUGAAAAUGGUUGUGCUGCUUCAUAUUUUAGUGGAAAACCAUGAUAUUUUUGCUCAUGAUUCUUUGAUGAAUAAAAAGUAUACUUUUAAA
This is a messenger RNA of Onychostoma macrolepis, 4767 nucleotides long. RefSeq names its product chromosome 01 C3orf70 homolog (gene c01h3orf70). NCBI's taxonomy places the organism in Eukaryota, Metazoa, Chordata, Actinopteri, Cypriniformes, Cyprinidae. The coding region runs from base 324 to 1136 and encodes 270 amino acids. The transcript has 2 exons. The record is from RefSeq and is a predicted model, not a curated record.